ACUGCAUUUGUGUCUCCUCACCAGCCAAGAUUUUUAUGGAUGCAAGUCAAAACUUUUUAGACUCCCCAGAAAAUAUCUCUGGAUCCCUGGACUUUGGGAUGUCCUUUGUUUAAUCUAGCAAGCAAAUAACAACUACAAAAAUUCCUGGGAAUUACUGUUGGUGCAGUAUGGCCUUUUUUCUUUUAUUUUUUCCAGCUCCCUGUUGGAAAAUAAUGUUAGCACUUUAAAGACAAUGGAAUGAGAUGGCCUUCCGUCUGGCACGCUCUUUUGGAAUGGGAGUUCAAGCUGGACGAGUCUUGGCUCCAUGGGCAUUCUUAGAAAAGACAAGUGAGCCUUUUUAAAGUCCAAGACGUUCUUCAAAGUCUGUUCGUCUUCACUAGCCAGGUAACUUUCUUGUAUUGAGACAUGAGAUCUUCAGCUUCCAGGCUGUCCAGCUUCUCCUCAAGGGAUUCAUUAUGGAACCGGAUCAUGCCGGACCAGAUCACUGUGUCGGAGUUUAUUACUGAGACGACGGAAGAUUACAAUUCCCCAACCACGUCCAGUUUUACCACCCGGCUACAGAACUGCAGGAACACCGUCACGCUGCUAGAAGAGGCCUUAGAUCAGGACAGAACUGCACUACAAAAAGUGAAAAAAUCUGUAAAAGCAAUAUAUAAUUCUGGACAGGAACAUGUCCAAAAUGAAGAAAGCUAUGCACAAGUGCUAGAUAAAUUUGGAAGUAAUUUCUUAAGUAGAGAUAAUCCAGACCUGGGCACAGCUUUUGUUAAAUUUUCCACACUGACUAAGGAAUUGUCAACACUGCUUAAAAAUCUGCUGCAAGGGUUGAGCCAUAAUGUUAUCUUCACCCUGGAUUCUCUCUUGAAAGGAGAUUUGAAAGGAAUUAAAGGGGAUCUCAAAAAGCCCUUCGAUAAAGCCUGGAAGGAUUAUGAGACCAAAUUCACAAAAAUUGAAAAAGAAAAAAGGGAACAUGCAAAACAACAUGGGAUGAUACGAACAGAGAUUACUGGAGCUGAGAUAGCAGAAGAAAUGGAGAAAGAGAGAAGGCUGUUUCAGCUCCAGAUGUGUGAAUAUCUCAUUAAGGUUAAUGAAAUCAAGACAAAAAAGGGCGUGGACCUUUUACAGAAUCUUAUUAAGUAUUAUCAUGCACAAUGCAAUUUCUUUCAAGAUGGCUUGAAGACAGCUGAUAAACUGAAGCAGUACAUUGAAAAACUAGCUGCUGAUUUAUAUAAUAUAAAACAGACCCAAGAUGAAGAAAAGAAACAACUCACUGCGCUGAGGGACUUGAUAAAAUCCUCAUUACAGCUUGACCAAAAGGAGGAUUCACAGAGCAGGCAAGGAGGCUAUAGCAUGCAUCAGCUUCAGGGUAAUAAAGAAUAUGGCAGCGAGAAAAAAGGAUACCUUUUAAAGAAGAGUGAUGGCUUACGGAAAGUUUGGCAGAGGAGGAAAUGCACAGUUAAAAAUGGCAUUCUGACCAUAUCGCAUGCAACUUCAAACAGGCAACCUGCUAAAUUAAAUCUGCUAACAUGCCAAGUGAAACCAAAUGCUGAAGACAAGAAAUCGUUUGACUUGAUAUCACAUAACAGAACAUACCACUUUCAGGCAGAGGAUGAGCAAGACUAUGUUGCGUGGAUAUCAGUAUUGACCAACAGUAAAGAAGAAGCUUUAAAUAUGGCCUUCCGUGGAGAACAGAGCACAGGGGAAAACAGCCUAGAGGAUCUUACAAAGGCCAUCAUUGAUGACAUUCAGAGAUUGUCUGGAAAUGAUGUCUGUUGUGACUGCGGAUCACCAGAUCCAACAUGGCUUUCAACCAACCUGGGUAUUUUAACCUGUAUAGAGUGUUCCGGAAUACAUAGAGAAAUGGGUGUUCAUAUUUCUCGAAUCCAGUCUUUAGAAUUGGACAAAUUAGGAACAUCUGAACUCUUGCUGGCCAAGAACAUAGGAAAUAAUAGUUUUAAUGAAAUUAUGGAGGGAAACCUACCGAGUCCCUCUCCAAAACCUACUCCAUCAAGUGAUAUGACUGCACGUAAAGAAUUUAUUACUGCUAAAUAUGUAGAUCAUAAGUUCUCCAGAAAGACCUGUGCAUCUGCAGCAGCUAAACUGAAUGAGCUGCUAGAGGCUGUUAGAUCCAGGGAUUUACUUGCACUAAUUCAAGUCUAUGCAGAAGGAGUUGAACUAAUGGAGCCGCUGUUAGAGCCUGGACAGGAGCCAGGGGAAACUGCACUUCAUUUAGCGGUCCGGACUGCUGAUCACACCUCACUCCAUCUGGUUGACUUCCUUGUACAAAACUGUGGAAACCUGGAUAAGCAAACAGCUUUGGGGAAUACAGUUCUACACUAUUGCAGUAUUUAUAACAAGCCAGAAUGUUUGAAGUUGGUUUUGAAGGGCAAGCCAACUUUAAAUAUAGUAAAUCAAACUGGGGAGACUGCCUUGGACACGGCAAAGAGACUGAAAGCUAUCCAGUGUGAAGACUUGCUUUCUCAGGCCAAAGCAGGAAAAUUAAAUCCACACGUGCAUGUUGAAUACGAAUGGAAUCUUCGGCAGGAAGAAAUGGAUGAAAGCGAUGAUGACUUGGAUGACAAGCCUAGUCCAAUAAAGAAAGAGCGUUCUCCGAGACCACAGAGUUUUUGUCAUUCUUCCAGUAUUUCUCCCCAAGACAAAAUGGCUCUUCCUGGUCUUAGCACUCCACGGGACAAACAGAGACUUUCCUAUGGCGCCUUCCCACAUCAGAUUUUUGUCUCUGCAAGCAUGGAUUCUGCAACUUCUCCAACAGCAGUCGAUGGCCCUCCACUUCCUCCAAGAAAUGCUGGAAAAGGUCCAUCGGGCCCUCCUUCAACCCUCCCAUUAAGCACUCCAGCCUCUAGUGGCAGCUCCACUCUGUCUAAGAAGAGGCCCCCUCCCCCUCCCCCUGGACACAAAAGAACCCUAUCAGACCCACCCAGCCCACUACCUCAUGGGCCCCAGAAUAAGGGCCAAAUGUCUUGGGGUAAUGAUUUGGGUCCACCGGCCACAAAAACAGCAAAUAAGUUUGAGGGGAUGUCUCAACAGUCAGGCACCGGGACUGCUAAAACUGCCCUAGGCCCCAGAGUGCUUCCGAAACUACCUCAAAAAGUGGCAUUAAGAAAAAUAGAAACAAUUCAUCUUCCCUCAGUAGACAAAUCCAGUCACCAUUCUGAAAUCUUUCAGAAGUCGGCCUCUCUUUGUAUUGAUCUGCCCCAGAAGCCCCAACCUGCAGAUUUACCCCCCAAACCAGGAGAAUUACCCCCCAAACCCCAAUUGGGGGAUCUGCCUCCAAAACCACAACUUGCAGACUUACCUCCAAAACCCCAAAUGAAGGAUCUUCCUCCAAAGCCACAACUAGGAGAAACUUUGGCAAAAACUCCUGGUGGGGAAACAUCUCCCAGGCUUCAGCCCUCAGAGGCCAAUCAGAAAUCACCUAACGUGGAUCUUUCCCCAAAGAUACAGUCAAAAGAGAUUGUCCAGAAACAAGCCUCUGAAGAUUCUGGAGAUACAACUCCUGGAUCAGCAGAAACCCCUGUGCCACUUCCUAGAAAAAUAAACAUGGGGAAGAAUAAAGUUAGGAGGGUGAAGACAAUCUAUGAUUGCCAAGCAGAUAAUGAUGAUGAGCUUACAUUUGUUGAAGGUGAAAUUAUUAUUGUAACAGGAGAGGAGGAUCAAGAAUGGUGGAUUGGCCACAUUGAAGGAAAGCCAGAACGGAAAGGGGUUUUCCCGGUGUCCUUCGUCCACAUUUUGUCAGACUGAGUCAACUCAGAAACUUGAGUAUUGCACAUUGUUCCUGCAAGUCAGGCUUUUCGCACGAAGCAAACAGCUGCUGCUGCUGUAUCCCUGUAAUUCUGUGCAUAAUUGUGGAUAUUGAUGUAUAUAUAACUGCUGUUAACAGAACAAGAAUUCAUUCCUCCCCAUAUGAGGGGCUUACACUUGUAUUGUAAAUAGAAGGUGUUACUUUGCCAUUGCCAGUAUUAUGGUCAUCGUGGGAGCUGGCAUGCCUUACUGGGUUGCUCAAGCCAUUCCUGGCAUCAAGCACUUAAUUUUUUGUCUGUGUGUAUGAACUGCCAGCUUUCUGAAUAAACUGUUAGUCCCAUUCAGUCCCAUUCAGCUGUACAGAAUUUACCAUUCCUAAUACGUCAGUAUUCUUGAAGUAGAUAACUAGCAGAGUUAUUCCAAGUUGUCAAAAGGAACUGCCGAUGGCAGUUUACGACUAGCAACGUGCACAGUUUACAGCUUGUGAAAUCCACUUCCUUGGUAUUCGUUUGAAAAAAAAAUGUGUCCAGUGUAUCCAUCCAUCAGACAAAAGAAAUAUGCACUGAAGCUACAGGUAACCAGUAGUAUUUUUAUGGUGUGUAGGCCACCUUUCAUGUUUGUGUUCUGUAAUUGCAGUUUCUUCCUGUGGUCCUCACCUCACUUGACUCCAUCCGAACGUCUACAAUAAAAAUUAUUCAGUCUCGCAAAGAAAAGUACAUCAGACUUCUGGCUGGAGGUUUCCUUUCAGUGAACCAGGGUCUCUUUAUAAAGUACAUUCCUACUUGCAUGGCUUCGUGUUCCUCCUUAUAGUCUGUUUAUGCAAGAACAUUACCGACAUCUGUCAGCUUGUCUUUCAGUUUCAAAUAGUGCAGCAUUGUGGUAAUCUGUUUACCACCCAAAUUGAAAUAGCAGCUGAUAAGAGUAUUGGUUUGCUAACUAAUCGGUUCAUUAAGGUGUUGGGGGAUUUCAACCUUUAUUCCACAGAAGCCAUAUUAAGUCACAAUACUCCUAUUGUAUUACUGCCUGGAGAAAUCAAAAUUGUUAGCAAAACAAUUGAAAAAUACCCUUUCCUGAAAAAUAGCAGCUGUUAGAGAAGCCACGGGAACAUCUGGAAAUACCUUUGCUUUUCUGAAUUGAACAAGGCCAAGAAUCUGGCAGCCACAAAAUUAAUAAUUUAGGAAGGACGUGUUUGGACCUGCGAUUAUUAGACUGCUAAAAUUUCAUGGCUGCAGCUUCAACUCAUUCUUUUUAAAAAAUCAAUGUAGUUAAGGACAUACUCAUUUCUGAUACACAUCAGGCUUUGCACAAUCGCCACACCUCUCUGCUACUCAAUUAAGUUGUUUCACUUUCUCUGAUUUCUGCAAGACCCUGAAAAAAAGUACCACCGCUUUCACUUUAAGGAGCUGAUUCCUUAAAGUGGCCAUACCUCCUUUUUUUUUUCAACAGGCUUGCAGGGAAGCCUCCAAACGACAGGAUGAUAAACAGCUGAGAACUGCUGGGCCAAAGCACUUCUUCCUAAUCAUUUUCAAAACAUAAGCCCUUUUGAGAGGAGAAGGGGGAGGGCUAGUGUUUUACUAUACAUUUUGUAGUUUUACAGGGCAGAUAACUGGUUAAAACGUAGCUCAAGUUUCAUUUCCUCUAGAGCAGUCUGUUGAAAUUCCAUCUCAAAAGGAAAGCACGAGUUCCAAUUAACCCGUUGCUUUUGCUAUGGACGUUUUACAAAACUCAGUGUUUAUUUUUGAGUGGUUAACAUGCACAACAUAAUCAGUUUAAGAACUCUUGCACGACAGAAAGCAAAGUAUUUAUCAGCUCUUAUUGGAAAGUGGUUUUCAAACAAUUGCUUCAUCCGGGUCACGGCACAUUUCGUUCCAAGGUAUACGCAUACAAAUGAAUGAGUGAGCCUGCUACCAAUGUCAGUGUUUUCAGACUUGUGCUGUUUAUAUAAAAGCUAGAACAAAAAUGACUUCGCAUUCCAUAUUGCUUAUUGAUGAAAUGUCCUUCCAGUGCGUUAAAGGAGAAAACUCAUCCCCUUUGUCAAGUGUUAUUUUCAGACAAACUCAAAGUCCACUGGUUUUAAAAAAAAGAUAAAAGUGAACAUAUAAAGAUGUGUAAAAUGAUGUAGAGUCAAAUGUCUAUUAUUUUGUAAGCUUUUUGAAGUAGCAUAUGAAUUUUUUUAAAUAAAAUGAGUUCCAUCAGGAACAAGCGCUGACUAUUUGAUUUAGAGUCCACAGGAUAAUUAAGAUGCAAUGUAUGAUACAUAGGUUGAGCUUAAGUACAAGGUUCUAUUUAAACUCAGAGCCACUAUCUGCAAUUUUGUACAUUUCAUUAUAUAUUUGGAAAGCCUGCUUGUGUUGGGUUUUUCCCCCAGGGAGGGAAGUAUGCUCCGGAAAUGAUGUGUUAUCUUACUGUGGAACAGCAAUUGCUAUUUAUUUUUUUAUGACAUACAUGUAAAGAAAACAGAUCUUAUAGUACUAGUUGAUACUGAACUCUCCUUUGAAUGUUACAAUCAUCAUACAUCAGUACAUUUGUUUCCUUAUGUGUUUAAUGUGACAGUUUGAGUACUGUAUGUGUUAAUUUCUACUUUUUUAAUAUUUAAAAUUGCUUUUAAAUAAAUGUAUU
This is a messenger RNA of Python bivittatus (Burmese python), 6378 nucleotides long. RefSeq names its product ArfGAP with SH3 domain, ankyrin repeat and PH domain 1 (gene ASAP1). Gene Ontology annotation, cellular component: cytoplasm; podosome. The record is from RefSeq and is a predicted model, not a curated record. Gene Ontology annotation, molecular function: protein binding; GTPase activator activity. NCBI's taxonomy places the organism in Eukaryota, Metazoa, Chordata, Lepidosauria, Squamata, Pythonidae. Gene Ontology annotation, biological process: positive regulation of GTPase activity; cilium assembly; positive regulation of membrane tubulation.